Drosophila eugracilis is the source of this 440-nucleotide messenger RNA. RefSeq lists its product as uncharacterized. The record is from RefSeq and is a predicted model, not a curated record. The coding region runs from base 1 to 372 and encodes 123 amino acids. NCBI's taxonomy places the organism in Eukaryota, Metazoa, Arthropoda, Insecta, Diptera, Drosophilidae. The transcript has a single exon.
AUGAUCCUGGGUCGGGCCCUGAUCGGAUACCAGAUUUAUAAGACGGACAAAUGCUUAGAACAGCGUCGUCAAAUGUCAAAGCAGAGGUCGCCCUACGCUCGAAGAUCUGUGCCCGUGAAGAUCAAGGAGCGCAAGGGCUCGUGGACCGAUUUGAAGAGGCCGCCCUUCCUGUUGGUCAAUAGUUUUCUUAACCUGCGCCACAUGGACCUUGAUAACGGACAGGAUAUCGUGCGAGUUACGGAGGAGCUAAGUUUCCAGCCACACAGGACUCUCUUCAUCAACAUCCUUCGAUUGCCGAAUCAUCGCCUUACGGAAACCGACAGUUUUGCGGAGAUGAUGGUAAAAAGUCAAGUAGUAACGGACUCUAUUUAAGAGUCGUGAGUGUGGGUAAACAGUUCAAUGGAAAAGAAUGUAUCUUAUUAAAGAUUUUUUAUAUUAAA